This is a messenger RNA of Mangifera indica (mango), 1452 nucleotides long. Its product is annotated as amino acid permease 3-like. Lineage: Eukaryota; Viridiplantae; Streptophyta; Magnoliopsida; Sapindales; Anacardiaceae. The transcript has 6 exons. The record is from RefSeq and is a predicted model, not a curated record. Gene Ontology annotation, cellular component: plasma membrane. The coding region runs from base 1 to 1452 and encodes 483 amino acids.
AUGGGUGACAAAACUGCUAAUCAGAACCAAGUGUCCAUUGACUUGGAUCGUCAAGGCCGCUCCAAUUCCUCCUAUGAUGAUGGUCCUCUCAAGCCAACUGGAACUGCUGUGUGGGCUGCGAGUGCUCACAUAAUAACGGCUCUUAUAGGAUCUGGAGUUUUGUCAUUGGGUUGGGCCACAGCUCAGCUUGGAUGGAUCUUUGGACCAAUUGUCAUGCUCUUUUUCUCUCUUGUCACUUGCUACACUUUUACUCUUUUCGCUUAUGCGGUUUGUCGCCAUUCUGGGAAACCUGCCACCUGGGAAAGAAACUACACUUACAUGGACAUUUUCCAAUCGGAGCUUGAUGGGAUUCGGUUCGAGAUAAGUAGAGUUGUUUAUUACACAAGCCUUUUUGGAGUUGCCAGUGGCUACACUACAGAAUCAUCUGCAAGCUUAAAUGCUAUCCAAUGGUCAAAGUGGUUUCACAGUGGUGGUGACAACGGCGGUGAAUACCACAUGAAUCGCAACCUAUGUGUGGUUAUUUUUGGUGUAAUACAAAUUUUUUUCGCUCAAAUUUAUGAAUUUGGAAAGUUAAGGUGGGUCACAGUAAUGGUAACCGCGGUCACAUCCCUUACUUACUCAAUGAUUGGUCUUGGUCUCAGUGUUGCUAAAGUUGCAGUAACUGGGAAAUUCAUGGGAAGUCCAACUGGUAUAAGCAUUGGCACUGUUACUGAGACCCAAAAGAUAUGGAGGGUCUUCCAUGCAAUUGGAGUUAUCGCAUAUGCUUAUUCUUACUACAUCAUCUUAAUUGAAGUACAUGACACGAUCAAGUCUCCAAGCUUAGAAGCCAAGACAAUGAAGAAGGCAUCAGUAAUAAGUGUUGGAUUAACAACAUUAAUCUACAUGCUCUGUGGCUGCUUUGGUUACGCUGCUUUUGGAGACUUAUUGCCUGAAAAUCUCCUCACUGGUUUAGGAUUUGAUCAACCAUUUUGGCUUCUAGAGAUCGCCAAAGUAGCCAUAGUUAUUCACCUCAUUGGAGCAUACCAAAUUUACUGCCAACCCCUCUUCACAUUCAUUGAAAAAGAAGCUUCUAAUAGAUUCCCGUCUAAUAUGCUUAUCACCAAAGAGAUUCAAAUCCUAAUACCUGGAUUUAGGAGAUACAAACUAAAUUUGUCUCGCUUGGUUUGGAGGACAAUUUUCGUGACUAUAACCAGUGUGAUUUCAAUGCUCCUUCCGUUCUUCAACAAUGGUGUUGGUCUCCUUGGGGCCUUAGGGUUUUGGCCAUUCACAGUCUACUUUCCUGUUGAGAUGUACAUAAGGGAAAAGAAAAUACAGAAAUGGAGUACAAAUUGGAUUUGCCUCCAAAUCCUAAGUUUUGCCUGCUUCAUUAUUAGCAUUGCUGCUGGCAUGGGCUCUAUUGCAGGAUUUGUUCUUGACCUCCAGACUUUUAAGCCUUUCAAGUUUGCUACCUGA